Molecule: messenger RNA, 1332 nt
Organism: Cornus florida
Lineage: Eukaryota; Viridiplantae; Streptophyta; Magnoliopsida; Cornales; Cornaceae
Product: aspartic proteinase CDR1-like
Exons: 1
Coding region: 1-1332 (443 amino acids)
Biological process (GO): proteolysis
Cellular component (GO): extracellular region
Molecular function (GO): aspartic-type endopeptidase activity
Source: RefSeq, a predicted model, not a curated record
AUGGCUGCCACCACCCUCUUCAACUUAUCUGCUCUCUUGUAUGCUACUUUCUUUGUGUCAUACAUCAUUAAUCUUUCAGUUGUUGAGGCCAGCAAUGGUGGUGGUGGCUUCACCGUUGACCUCAUACACCGUGACUCUCGUCUCUCUCCAUUCUACAACCCAUCGGACACCCGUUUUGACCGUCUUCGCAAAGCUUUUACUCGCUCAACUCUCCGUGCUGUCCAUUUCAGCCCCACCUCAAAAUCUGAAGACACAAUCCAAUCUCAAAUUAUAGCUACCAGUGGUGAGUACCUCAUGAAUUUGUCGAUGGGAACCCCACCCGUUAACAUGAUUGGCAUUGCUGAUACAGGAAGUGACCUUCUAUGGACACAAUGCCAACCUUGUAGUGAUUGUUUCCAACAAGAUGCCCCCAUGUUCAAUCCCAAAGAUUCUUCCACUUACCAACCCUUAACGUGCGAUUCUCAACCAUGUGAAGCCUUGGACACCCAUACUUGUAACAGCGACGUAUGUCAGUAUAAAAUGUCAUAUGGGGAUCAAUCCUAUAGCAAUGGUGAUCUUGCUGUUGAAACAUUCAUUUUUGGUUCCACUUCUGGACACCCGGUCUCUGUUCCAAAGGUAGUUUUUGGGUGUGGACGUGAGAAUCAGGGCACCUUCAAUGAGUCCACCUCUGGGAUAAUAGGUCUAGGAGGGGGCCCACUGUCAAUAGUGAACCAAUUGGGUGACAACAUCAAGGGCUUGUUCUCUUAUUGCUUAGUACCAUUGAAUGCAGCUUCUAGUGUCACAAGUGAGAUCAAUUUUGGUACCAAUGCCAUAGUUUCAGGGUCUGGGGUGGUCUCAACCCCCUUGGUCUCAAAGACACCUCAAACAUACUACCAUCUUACCCUGGAGGGUGUCACAGUUGGUAACAGUACCUUGCCCUACAAGUCCUCAUCUGAAUCCAAAGCCGGUGCCGAUGAGGGUAACAUUAUUAUUGACUCAGGGACAACCCUUACGUAUCUUCCCCAGGAUUUCUACAGCGAUUUAGCGUCGGCUUUGGCUGCUGCAAUCCAAGCUACAGCCCAAGACUCGGUAGCGCCAUUCGGCCUCUGUUAUGCAACUCAAGGCGAUGGCUUUGAUGCUCCAACCGUGACGUUUCACUUCGCCGGUGCUGACGUGGAUUUGCCGGCGUCGAGCACCUUCAUCGAGGUGUCUGAUGGCGUGGUUUGCUUAGCCAUUGUCCCUGCUGAUUCUGUUGCCAUCUUCGGGAACUUGUCCCAGAUGAACUUGUUGGUUGGGUAUGACCUUGUGAACAAGAAGGUUUCUUUCAAGCCAACUGAUUGCACCAAGGUUUAA